Messenger RNA from Anopheles darlingi, 7832 nucleotides. RefSeq names its product serine-rich adhesin for platelets-like. The transcript has 5 exons. NCBI's taxonomy places the organism in Eukaryota, Metazoa, Arthropoda, Insecta, Diptera, Culicidae. Bases 231 to 7313 code for a protein of 2360 amino acids. The record is from RefSeq and is a predicted model, not a curated record.
UUUCAACAAAUUUCGUGGAUUUUGUAAUAAAAAUCAAAGUGAUAAAAGCAUAUGAGCAUCAUUUGCAACUCCCGCCGCCGUUCCCGGCUGGAAAAGUAGGCCGGAAAAGAGGAAACUCCGUCGUCUAGACCUCGUAGACAACGAUUCAAGAGACGGCUGCUGAGAAACCGGAAAGAUCCGCCUGCCUCUCGAGAACGCGCGGUCAACGACCUCUUGACCAAGACCCGGCGAUGGAGGAUCACGAUUCGGCCACUUAUUCGAUCGAAUCGGAACCGCCGUCUUCCCGCGGAAUCCUACCGUCGGCGGAAGACACCGUUCUACCGGCUUUGCGACGCACGGCAGUACAAAUCGUUUCACAACCUCUCUCUCCUCGUCGGCAGGCGUCGAAAUCCGCCCAAAAAGCCGGCGGUGAUGGUCUCGGAACGAUGCAAAUCACAAAACUGGUGCUCAAAACACCUCCCGGAAGUCCGAAGCGUCAUUCGAAAACACCCGGCAUCAUUAUCCAUUCGCUGCAGACCUUCGCCUCACCAGCGUUGCGCACGGGACACGAACACGAUCGCACUCCGGAUACAUCGCAAUCCACGGAAUCUGCAACAUCGAAAGUGCUCGUAGAACACAAAAACUUACCAGCCUCGGUUGAGUCUGCCGUUAGUGAGGCUCCGUAUCUCAUAAUUCCGAUCGUUUCUUCGCCGGGAAGGAAGCCUUCGCAAAAGGAGCACGACGAUCACCAGAUUCUGGAAAGUUCCAAGGAAAACAAAGUUCCAACGCAAUGUAUUGAAAUCACACGACUUGCCGGGCAAGAAAGAUCCGACAACAAAGUUCAAGCGACAAUUCAAAAGAUACGACUGCCAAGCAAGGCAAACGGUUCGGUAGUCGAAAUCAAGGCACAAAAUGUACCAAAACCUAAGGUUUCCAGUAAGCCAACAUCACAGAGUGCCGCGAACGAGAAAAUAGUCUACCGUCCAGUAGCAGCCGCUCGUCGCUCGUUGCUAAGAGAAACGCCGAAACCGGCAACCGAAAUUCCGAUGCUUACUUUACCAACCGCUAACGAAACGAUUCAAAGUGCGGUUGUAGAAAUCUCCUCAGAAAGCAAACAGAUUCCACCGCCACCAGUACUGACCGAAUCAAUGAAGCCUCCUCGUCCAUCAGGAACACAACCGAAACCACCUACCGCGGUUUCGGCAACUCGUCCACCGACAGGAGACUGCGUGAAGAAGAAGGAAAAAUCCUACGAUCCCGCAAAGGCCCGCGAAUUCAUACGAGAGCAGCAAGCAAAGCGUCGGCAGGAGAAAAAGGAUAUACCCGAACAAGGAGCGGGUCCGAAACCUUCGGAAAAAGAACUGAUCAAGCAACGGCUUGAAAACUUAAAGCGAAGCACAACCUCUCUGGUGAAGAAAAAUGUACAACAAGCACGUUCCCGGUCGGUGUCAUGCGCUCCAAAGGACACCAACGAACCUGUCACCGCACAUUCCGAUAAACCGCAGACUAACGGACGUUCUGGUCCUCCGCCUGCGAUACCGAAACAGACCUCGAUACGUAAGUUCCCUUCCUCGCCUUCUCUCCAACAGCCAACCAGCGCUGGUGAUUCGAAGGAAGUUCAUCGAAAAUUGGCCCUUAAAACAAUCCCAACAACGGCUGCUUCGGUAACAAAGGCUGUAAAAACUUCUUCACUCUCCGACAAAUCGGUUGCUGAGAACGUUUUGAAACGACGAGCGACCAGCAGCAUCAUUUCCAGUGACUCAAUCCGCCCUGCCAAGGCAAGACCAAGCUCUGCCCGAACCAGUUCAUCUACACUCACAUUAUUACCGAAACGCCCGGGAACAAGGAUCGGCAUCAUGCGCAAACCGGAUCACAUGUCGCUUGAAGACGUUCUGAGUCCUGUCCAUCAAACCUCUUCCCGACCGAACCAACAAAUUACCGUGACGACCCCGAAUGCAAUGGUCAAUGCACAGUUGAUUGUGAUUAAAGAUGAUCGAGGAGAUGCACAAUCACUCACUGCGGCGGAAAAAGAACUUAAACUGGAUGUGCCGGAUGUUACGCUCAUUCCUAGCAACACGGUUAAAUUAUCUUCGCCACUCCAGGAAGAGAAGGAAGCAAAGAACAACGCUGAUAAUGUCCUGCAAGAUCACAACGAACAGGACCAUCAUCGUAUCAAAAGCAUUCCACCAUGGUUGAAGCAAUCACUGCAGCAACCGGAUCCUUAUCCAUUCAUAGUGGCGGUACGGAAGAAGCUCGAAGCAGUACGAAAUGUGCAUGGAGAGGAAGAUAAAAAGGCAACUUAUAAGCAGAACGCUGAACAGCUGAUGGAGCGAGAAGAAGCAAUUAAUCCGCGCACAAAUGCUUACUUAGAUAUCAUUCACAGUGUGCCCAACAUUGCAAAGAAAGAACAACCGCGCAAGAUCAACAAUGAAGGAUCGGCCAUCUCAACAAACAUUUCCGUCCAAGGUGAAUCGAAUACAUCGUCAGAAAUUAGCUCGAUCAAGUCCGAUGUUGUAUUUCCACUGCCACCGCUCCUGAGCAGCACGAAAGUAGAAUCCUACUCGGCCAAAUUCGAUCGUCAGCCAACGUCUACCUCAGAACCCGUAAGUCCGCUUUCGGUGGAGAAAAUUUCAGGCCUUAAGAUAACAGCCUCUCCGAAACGCUCUGAAAUAUUACGCGCAUCGCAGCGAAAAGAAGCAGAAAGACUCAAAGAAAACAUACCACCAGAACUGCCACCAUCGAACGAAUCGCGAAUGCCGGAACAUUCCGAUCGCUCACAGCGUGAGCUGGACUAUCAGCGAAUGCUCGAUGCGUUCAAUCGAAGUCUCACACACGUGAUCGAAGUCAAUCAGCAGCUUUACUCUGCCCUAAAGAAGCCACCCUCGCCACUGCGAUCAGUAGCGGUGCCACAGGAAAUACGAAAGAUACGUGAUGAAAUGACACAAACCUCGGCAGCAAUGACAAUUCGAUCUUCGAUACCCGGGCAAGGAUCUCCUGAAACACCUAUCCAAAAAGCAUCCAACAGCCUGUCGGUAACACUAGCAGGCACCUCUACAACUGCCUCAAAUUACACGGAUGAUUUCGAGAAUCAGAGUCAAACGGGUGUUGGCACACCGACCGAGAAACCAAGCAUUCCCGAUUCAACCCAAAUACAUUCUCAGCAACAGAUACCGUCAACAGUGACAUCUUCAUCACUGGCCUCAUCUUCAUCACCUACGACGAGUUCUUCUUCGUCUUCAGGCUCUCUGGUUGCAUCGGAUGAUGGGCACCCCAGUACAAGCCCCUCAAGCAUGUCUACUUCAUCGUAUACAUCGUCGGGAAGCGGUAGUUUCACCGACCGACAGAAAUCUAAAUCAACAACAGUAAACGGACGGUCAAGCGACUUCGAAUCUCACUCCUCGGAUCACUCUGAUAACAGUCACAACAACACGGCCACCAAUAUCGUGCCACCAACGGCGGAGGAAUAUCUUCCUUCAUUCGAAGAGAGUCUGCGGCGAAAACAACUUUCCUCUGUAAAGCAUCCAACGCCAAGGAACGAAGACAAACGGAACAAAACAAAGGAAAAGUCUUCAGUUCUGGAAAAUCCAAUUCCACAAAGCCCGAAAACUGCUGCUGAAAAGGCUGACAAUGGGGAAGAUAGUAGCAUCGGUGAAGAAAUUCAAUCAGUGGACGAAGAAGUCCGUUCAUUUAGUUUAAAACUGUCGGAAGAAAUUACUGAGCAAAAGCUAAAGGAGCCCGCUGUUCAAGAACCUACAUUGACUGCACAACAAUCAUGUUCUUUGAAGCAAGACUCAUGCGAUGAUGUUACAUUCGGGAGUGAUCUUCUGGCUACCAUCUUUAACCGAACCGACCUAGAAGUUUCCAUCAUGUCAACAACUAUUUCAGAAACCAAUCUCAGCUACUCUUCGAUCGGAUUGUACGAUCAAUUGAUUCACAGUGAGCGCACUAAGCAAGAACAUCUAAUAUCGCGAGUUCAAGCUAAACAGAAAGCGCUACUAAACCGUGCAAAGGGACAGCUGGCAUGGUUGGAACUCCAAAAACAGCGCUUCCGCGAAAAGGGCCAGUUGGAGCACAUUUCGGGCAUCAAGAAGAAGCAACGAGCCGUUCUGCUGCGCUUGGAGAAGGAACGGUCGGAGUUGAAUCGAACCAUAAAAUCUUCUGCGGAAAAGACGAAUACGAGCGCAGUAAGCCGCACCCCGCUAACAACGAAGAAUAUGAAAAGCAAACUCAAUUCGUACUGCUCAACGUCACCAACAGUUGACCGUGCUUCACUAGCCUUACGAUCCUCUUCCGAAAAAGUGCGAUCGCAAUCGCAGCGUACUCCUCGCACUUCUUCCGGAAGUCCGGCUAAUCAGAGGAUGAUCAGAGGUAGAACCACAGAGACAACGACCACCACCACCACUACCACGAAUUCCAUACAAGUCGCCAUUCGCGCUCAUGAGAUUGAACCCAACGAUCGUCUGGAAGAUAUUCUGCUCCGCCGCGAGGAAGAGCUACGUAAGCGCAAGGAGCAUGUACGGCGGCUAGUCGAAUGGCACCAUAAGCUGGACCGCGAAGAGGCAGAUUUGAUGGCGAUCGAAGAAAAGCUGCGUGCGUACAGUAACCGCAAGUUGUUGCCAAGCGGGAGUCAUCGUCAAUCGAACGGUCCGACAAUCGAGGAACGAAUGCGUAGCAUUGAGGCAAGCCUCAAGACGCUGCAAAGCAUUCCACAUGCGAACACAAGACACACGGUUACGUCUGAGAACGAACCAGACGAUGGAAAUGAUGCUAAACAGGAAGAAGUAGUAGAAAUGGUGGGAAAGAAAUUGAAUCGACUCUGGCAUCGGCUAACCGGGGACAAGUCACAUCGAUACGAACCGGAACAUAGUUAUCAUGUAACGCGAUCCAUUCUGGAAGAGUUAUACGAGAGUGCAAAACGGUUUGUGCUCGAUAGGUUCCGCCCACGAGAUGGCCAACAAGGCAAGGGCAUGCUAUUGGAGGAAUCAAUUGAAAAUAAUAGCAGUUUGGCAACGGUUCAAGGAGAAAGUACAACUACAACCAUUACCAAUGCGACCACUGUAGCAAACGAGAACGAAGCCGCCGACUCGCCCGUUCCGACUAAUAAAUCCACAGCGAUUAAAGACGAUGCGGAGCAAGAUACUGCGGAAGAAGGCAAUCAACCCCCUUCUGCUAGCUCACAAGAAACUGAUGACACUAGUUCAUCGGCGGAUUUACAGAAAACAGAAUCAUUCGACGAGAAACUAACGGAAAAGUUCAAGGAUGCAGCCGAAGAGGAACUUCCAGUAGCCGAGGGGAACAAGAGCGAUGGAUUGCUUUCAUCGACAGCGAAGAGCUGGUCACCGGAGAGCCGUAAAAGUACGGCAUCCGUAGAAUUCCACACGCUAGAAGAGACAGCAUAUCAGUCUACCGAUUUUGGUGGUCAGGAUGUGGAACCAUUAGGUGUCGAAACGCCGGUACGCAGCGAAAGCUACUCAACAACGUUUGAGGAGCGUUCGAUGCUCGAAUCAGAGAACUCGCAGAUGUUGAUUGAGGAUAUGUCCUUACCGCCGGCACUGCUUAACAAUACCGGCUCAUUUCUGUUGACCGAAGACGAACAGCCAGAUCAGCAUCUGAGCGAACGUUCCAGUGUUGCACAGUUCCAGCUACAGGAAAAGUCGGCGCUGGAUGAUGAUGGUACAACGACAGUGGAGAGUGAUCAUGAGCUGGCACAUCCACGCAGCACGAGUGAUUGCAGCGACUCCAUGAUACACUCGCUAGAGGAAGCGACCGGCAGCAGUGGAGAGUGCGCAUCGACGGCAACCACUCCGACAACGGUCACACCCACCAUGGCUAUUGAAGCGAUCGACGAUGACAAUCUGGAACAGGAAACGGUCGAUGGAACGGUUGAAGAUUGUGAAGCUGUGGAAGAGAUCGAUAUCGGUCAACCACGUUCAUCCUUGAACAGCAGCUCGUCUACUUCAGAACUAGAAAAGCGUUUGGUUACGUUGCAUGAUGAGCUCGAAGAGUUGAGCGAAACGUUCGAAAGAACCCCGUUAAUGCGUUCGCCGACGACCCCGCCACCACCGUUACCGGCAUCUGUGACACAGGCAGCAGAUACGAGCGCAACGAGAUCCGACAAGGAUGGAAAUAACCAACCAGAUUCUAGUGAAUCUGAAUCGCUCUUGGAAUCCUCCAAAACUCAAGAGCGUGGUACAGAAAUCGACAAAAAGGAUACGAUCGUGGUGGUUAACAGUGCAUCUCUUACUACAAACGAUCCGAAUCCAGCUAAAAUUGAAAUUAAGCAUGAUUCGAAGUCACCACUCAACGAUUCCUCCAUGCCCGGGUCCGCUUCCGGUGCAUAUUCGGCUACUCGUAACUAUCCUCCCGUUAGUUCAUCACUUACCACUGGGGGAAGCUGUGUAUCCAUCGGCUCAACAUCUCCCGGCCCUCCCAGUAACACCACCGUUCGCAUGCCAGACAUUAUUAACGAAGCGGAAGUGUUGCGUCGCCAGCAGCUACAGAUUGAGCAGGAAAUCAAGGAGCUCCAGCAGCAGGUUGGCUUCUUCCGCGAAAUUCCCAACAAACCACCGCCACCGUACAUUCCGCCUGCCAACGGCAGUCCACUUGCUCUACUGUUUCCCUCAGAAACUCGCAUCGACGAACUGAUCAAUGAACGGCUCGAUGAGCUGUACCGCGAUCCUUGGCUCCCAGUGGAACGGCUCCGCUCCGAUCAUGUGACGAAUGUUUACGAGAAGCUAAUUCUUGACGUGUGCAACGAGUUGUACGGCGAUCUCAGACCACCGGAACCCACCGUAUCGUUCCGCACGAUCGAGCAUGACAAACGGCCACUAGCAUUCUACAAUCCACCCGAUGAGUUGCGCUGUAUGAAGGAUUAUCUGCGACGUAAAGUCAAGCACAUUCUUAACGAGGAGCAAUUGUCUCUACAACAGCAGCAUCAACAGUUGAGCCAGUUUCCGUAUCAUCAACAGCUGUUCCAUCACUUGCAGCAGUCUCAUCAACAGCACCCACUGCAACAUCAACAUCUUCAUCAUCAACAGCAGCAGCAUCAUCAGUUGCUUGCCCAGUGUGCUACGGUUCCACUGCAGUACGCAAACGGUGGGUGCGCAAACAAACGGAAGCGAGAUCAGGUCGAUGAGAUCCUGGCCGAAGAAAUGCACGAAGACGAUGCCCGCUGGACUAACUUUGAUCGCGAAGAGAUCGAGGUAAAGGAUCGCAUUACCGGUGAGCUGUUGAAAUCGCUGUUGGGCGAUGCUAUUCGAGAUAUGGCCGAUGCCUAUCGGUGCAAGAAUCAACCGGACAACAAAUGCGUUCCACUGAAGGAAAGUGCCAUGUAGGGUAGUAGGAAGCCGUGCGGUGUAUUGCAUUUACUACACAGUUACUGUUUAUCUUUUAAUUGUUUGUGAUAGAGCCCUUUGUGAAUCUUAAUUAAUGUUUUCAUGACUUUUUUCGUUUUUAAGCGCCGUUAAUAUUUUUACAAAUUCGUUUUCAGUUUUUGUUUUGCUAUAAGAGCGAUACGCACAUCGAGCUGCGUAGUAUUAGCAACGAAAAUCCUCCGAAAAACAGAAUUAUAUGCUCAAUUUAACUAGAAAGCACAAGCAACUGCAGAAAUUGAACGAUUCAACGCAACCGAACUGACUGAGCAGUUAAGGGAAACUGCAUAGUAAGAAAGUGAAACAGAAUUUAAAGAAGAUGACGCCUUUGUACGAAUUUCUUAUUCGUACACUUAGUUUAGCUGAACACUACAUUGGAAAUGAACUGAAUGUUAUAGAAUUAUUUUAAUAGAAUCUUUUCUCGAAGACUGGACUGGGUUAGUUACUUAAUGCUGGUAAUAAAAUAAAACGCAACCAAAACCA